Messenger RNA from Olea europaea var. sylvestris, 821 nucleotides. RefSeq names its product vesicle-associated protein 2-1-like. Gene Ontology annotation, biological process: endoplasmic reticulum membrane organization. Lineage: Eukaryota; Viridiplantae; Streptophyta; Magnoliopsida; Lamiales; Oleaceae. The record is from RefSeq and is a predicted model, not a curated record. Gene Ontology annotation, cellular component: endoplasmic reticulum membrane; plasma membrane. The coding region runs from base 303 to 821 and encodes 172 amino acids. The transcript is spliced from 6 exons.
GGCAAUAGGUUGGGGACGUUGGUCCUCAAACUUCACUUUUGAAUCGGACGUCCUCUCCCAUCUCAUUCCGCCACGUGCCCUGCUCCUCUCUACGCUCUCUACCUACGAUCUCUGAUCUGAGUACAGUAUAUAUGAUCAACCUCUUCAAAUGGAUUAAUGAUUAUGGCAUUUGGUGAAAACAAAACAAAAUAAUACAACAGUAAGAUUUCCAUAUUUGUUUUGUUCCGACCCGUGCAGCGAUUUUUGAGGCGGAGGCAUUUGUUUUCCACCAUCAAAUUUUGACUGGUCUGGCCGUUGUUCCAAUGGCUUUCGUUGCGAACCGGUUGGUCUCCGUACAUCCAGAGGACCUAAAGUUUCAUGUUGAGCUGGAGAAACACAGUUAUUGUGAUCUUAAAAUUACGAACAACACAGAGAACCAUGUUGCUUUCAAGGUGAAAACUACUUCUCCAAAGAAGUACUUUGUGCGGCCAAACACUGGUGUCAUACAUCCAUGGGAUUCAUCUGUCAUAAGAGUCACCCUUCAAGCUCAACGGGAAUACCCUCCAGAUUUGCCAUGUAAAGAUAAGUUUCUCCUGCAAAGCACAAUAGUGCCUCCAAAUGUUGAUGUUGAUCAGCUUGCACAAGAUACUUUCAAUAAGGAGGGUGGGCGAACAAUAGAGGAGCGCAAGCUUAAGGUCGUCUAUAUUUCUUCUAAAUCAACUCCUCGAAGUUUAGAAGAUUACUCUAAACCAUCUUUUGAUACUAAUCUAGUAAGUUGUCUUCUCUUUACUGCGUCUGAUAUCUUUCUACAAAUCUUUUUAACUAUUAUUUUUAUUCAGUAA